Molecule: messenger RNA, 549 nt
Organism: Pseudozyma flocculosa PF-1
Lineage: Eukaryota; Fungi; Basidiomycota; Ustilaginomycetes; Ustilaginales; Ustilaginaceae
Exons: 6
Coding region: 1-549 (182 amino acids)
Biological process (GO): rRNA processing
Cellular component (GO): Mpp10 complex; small-subunit processome; small ribosomal subunit
Molecular function (GO): rRNA binding; structural constituent of ribosome; snoRNA binding
Source: RefSeq, a predicted model, not a curated record
AUGAGGCAGCUCAAGUACCACGAGCAGAAGCUGCUCAAGAAGCAUGACUUUAUCCAAUGGAAGUCCGAUGCGGGGAUGCGGGAGAUCAAGAUCAUGAGGCGCUACCACAUCCAGGACCGCGACGACUACCACAAGUACAACAAGUUGGUCGGACGCAUCCACCACCUCGCCCUUCGCCUCUCUACGCUGCCGGCCCAAGAUCCGUUCCGGGUCAAGCACGAGGACAGCCUGCUGGGCAAGCUGUACGACAUGGGCCUGAUCAAUACUGGCGCCAAGAUGAGCGACAUCACCAACAACCUCAAUGUCAGCGCCUUUUGCCGCAGGAGGCUGCCCGUCGUCAUGGUCCGCCUGCGUAUGGCCCAGACUGUCGGACAGGCGGUCAAGUACGUGGAGCAGGGCCACGUCCGUGUCGGCCCCGACACCAUCACUGACCCCGCGUUUGCCGUCACGCGCAACAUGGAGGACUUCGUGACAUGGGUGGAUACGAGCAAGCUCAAGCGGACGAUUGCCAAGUACAACGACGAGCUGGACGACUUCGACCUGCUCUGA